AUCGACUGCAACUGCACCAUCCGUAUCCCUUUGCAUCGUAUCUGAUCAGGUGCUCUCGUCUAGAGUGCUUCAACAGUGGCAAUGGCGGAACCUCUUGGACUUGAUCUGGCUUCAAAGAAGCAACGCCGCCGGUCCGACUACCCUUACACCCUCGAUUACCGGUCGAGAUGGUCAGACAAUGAUAUGUUCCAUCACCUCAACAACCCCGUCUACGGCGUUCUGAUCGACUCCAUCAUCAACGAGUACCUCAUCACAAAGUGCGGCUACAGCACGUCGGCAUCUGAACACAUUGGGCUGGUCGGCAGCUCAUAUUGCGACUACUUUGGCUCUGCUCAUUACCCAGGCAUGAUCAACGUUGGUCUGCGAGUCGUCAAACUCGGCACGAGUAGCUUAAUGUACGAAGUCGGUGUCUUUCAGGAGGGCGAGGAACAGGUCAAAGCCGUCGGCGGUUUCAUUCAGAUCUGGGUACUCCGGAAGACCAAUAAACCCACCGGAGAAGGGAUUCCAGCGUACAUCAGGAAAGAAGUCGAGAAGUUGCUCAAGGGCAGUGAACAGGAUCCAUCGACGAAGUCCAAGAUCUGAUGAGCCAGCUUGUGGC
Zymoseptoria tritici IPO323 is the source of this 598-nucleotide messenger RNA. RefSeq lists its product as uncharacterized. NCBI's taxonomy places the organism in Eukaryota, Fungi, Ascomycota, Dothideomycetes, Mycosphaerellales, Mycosphaerellaceae. The transcript is spliced from 5 exons. The coding region runs from base 82 to 582 and encodes 166 amino acids. The record is from RefSeq and is a predicted model, not a curated record. Gene Ontology annotation, molecular function: fatty acyl-CoA hydrolase activity. Gene Ontology annotation, cellular component: mitochondrion.